Messenger RNA from Penicillium bovifimosum, 753 nucleotides. Its product is annotated as histidine phosphatase family protein. The record is from RefSeq and is a predicted model, not a curated record. Gene Ontology annotation, cellular component: cytosol. Gene Ontology annotation, biological process: fructose 2,6-bisphosphate metabolic process; positive regulation of DNA repair; fructose 1,6-bisphosphate metabolic process. The transcript has a single exon. Bases 1 to 753 code for a protein of 250 amino acids. Gene Ontology annotation, molecular function: fructose-2,6-bisphosphate 2-phosphatase activity. NCBI's taxonomy places the organism in Eukaryota, Fungi, Ascomycota, Eurotiomycetes, Eurotiales, Aspergillaceae.
AUGUUCCUAGAGCGAGUCGCGAUCUUCAAACUUGCGCUAACUACUCGUGAUAGAGCAGGCAGCACCGAUUCAGCCCUGACCAACCAUGGAAUGGCUCAGAUCAAUUGUCUUGCGCAACAUUUCGCCUCUAGUCCAACUAAAUUCACAGCGGUCUUCAGCUCAAACUUGAGCCGAGCAAGAAUAACUGCCGAAGGCAUUUGUCGUGCACAGGUUUCACCAAAGGACGAAGUACCCUUGAAACCGGUACUGUCGCCGUAUCUCAGAGAGAAAGAUUUCGGAUCGAUGGAAUGCCGCAUCUGGAAAGCGGCUCCUCCAACGCCAUUGCCUCCAGACUGGAUUGUUCCCGAGUCCAGAAUCUCGAUGCGAAACAGGGCUAAACUGUUUUUCGACGAAUACCUCCUCCCGCUGCUGAUGCGUGACCCAGAUGGCCAACACAAGAUCGCAGUCGUUGCCCACGGCCUGAUCCUCCAGGAGUUAUGGUCUCAUCUCAUUGAGCUUUUUGUUCCAGCGGAUUCCGAGCUUAUUAUUCCUUAUCGAAGACCUAUGUGGUCCAAUACCGGUUACAUGACGGUCCUAAUUACCCCCAAACCGACAGAAAAUAUACCGCCACCUGUUCCCAUGCCGGGUUUCGCAUUGGUAGUUGCGGGUGUUGAUAACAAGAAACAUCUUGUCGGUCUCCGCCGCACUGGGGGUGGGCUUGCGAGCGUUGCCCAUGAUAGGAAACAAAAGAAAAUAGAUCAAUUCUUUCGAUAG